AUGCGCUCCUUCCUUGUUGCUGCCAUCUCUCUUGCUGUCCUCCAGAGCUCCUCUGCCCACCCCCUCCUUGAGAAGAGGGCCGAAACCCAAGGAACGGGCAAAGGAGACAGUGACUCGCGCUCCGUCAACUGCGGAAACCAAGGUAACUCCCUGUUGAACCUCAACGUAGCAACGAUAAUCAACUGUCACCAAGGGGGUUCCGGCGGAGGCGGCAACAUUGUUCCAGGAGGGGGCGGCGGAGGCGGCAACAUUGUUCCAGGAGGUGGAGGCGGAGGCGGCAACUUUGUUCCGGGGGGUCGCGGCGGAGGCGGCAACUUUGUUCCAGGCGGUCGCGGAGGAGGCGGUGACUUCUUCCCUGACGGGCGCGACGGAGGCCGGAUCAUCCCAGGCGGCAACGGCGGCCAAAUCUUCCCCGAUGGCCGCGGUGGAUUCGGUCCUGGAGGAAGAACCGUCUUGCCCGACCCUCAAAGCCGCGGCUUCCCGAACAUCCAGCCUGACAACUUGUUUCCCGGCGGAUCGGGCGGUGUCCUACCCGCAGGACCUCCCGACUUCACCCCAGGCGGACUCGACGGCUUUCCUGGUCGAGGCACCGGAUUUGAUGGCUUCAAUGGCGCCAACGGCGGAGGAUUCAGAACGUUCAACGGCGGUUCGUUCGAUGCAUCCACCGGCGGAAGCUUCAGCGCAACCAACGGCGGAUCAUUCGGUGCAGCCAAGGGCGGAGCAUUCGGCGCAACCGAUCUCCACAGUUUCGGUGCAGCUGAUGGCGCAAGUUUCGGUGCAGCUGAUGUCGGAAACUUUGCUGGUGCCAAUGGCGGAAACUUCGGAAUCGGUGGCGCCAAUGGCGGAAGCUUCGCACUUUCUUCAUCCUCUUCCCAACAACAACAACAAAGCUCCCAGGCUUACUCGGCGACCCUUCUAGCCAAGAACAAGGACAACGAUAAGAGCAGCAAAGCUUAG
This is a messenger RNA of Puccinia triticina, 957 nucleotides long. RefSeq lists its product as uncharacterized. NCBI's taxonomy places the organism in Eukaryota, Fungi, Basidiomycota, Pucciniomycetes, Pucciniales, Pucciniaceae. Bases 1 to 957 code for a protein of 318 amino acids. The transcript has 2 exons. The record is from RefSeq and is a predicted model, not a curated record.